Aspergillus aculeatinus CBS 121060 is the source of this 1809-nucleotide messenger RNA. RefSeq lists its product as uncharacterized. The transcript has 3 exons. The record is from RefSeq and is a predicted model, not a curated record. NCBI's taxonomy places the organism in Eukaryota, Fungi, Ascomycota, Eurotiomycetes, Eurotiales, Aspergillaceae. The coding region runs from base 1 to 1809 and encodes 602 amino acids.
AUGACCCGUGAGAUCUACAACAAGAUUGGCUUGGAAGGAGACUUCCAUUGUAGAACACCUUUCAGGCUGUGGAGAGUCAAACAGUCUCUUGAUGGAUCUUCGGGUCCUCUCCUGGAGCGUAAUGAUCCUCUGCCCUCUAAUCGGAGCUCUUCGGGCAUCAAGGCCAUCCUUUCAACGGGGGACAUAGCCAUUGAGCACCUGGACCCCGAAACAGUGGCUGCCUCUCCAUCCAGAGCUGUGGUCCAUCGUUGGCGAGUAUCCAGCAGUGAUAUCAUGCGCAACAGCCCAUAUUUUAGGGCUCUCUUGGAUCCGCACAAGUUCGCGGAGGGCAAGAGCCUGAUGCACCAAAAGAUCCAAACCCAGCAACUGGCCUCCGAAUCUGCGGUUGGGAGCCUGAACCCCCCCGAUGGCGCGCAGGCCUGGAACACGGAUGCUUUACCGGUCGUUCGACUUCCAAGCGAUCAUUUUUCCUCGCGUCUCGGAACGGAUGUCAUUGAGCUCUUUCUCGAGGCUCUGUCCUACGACUCAUAUGAUGACGACCAACAGCGGGCGUUUGACGCCAGACUCAGAGUGCAGCCUGUGUCCCUUGUCUCGAGAUUGGUGGAACUGGCAGAUGCUUUCAACUCACCACAGGCCGUUCAGAAAGCUCUGACACAGUCAGGUUAUGCUUUUGGCAAGGGAAAGGUCCCUCUCACCAAAUUCGAUGCAGCCUCUCUGUUGAAGCUGCCCGAGGAUCGGAUCCGCCAGACAAUAUUCGUGGCUCGAUUCCUCAAUGAGUACGCCAUUGUUCAGGUGUACACCCAUACCCUCAUCGUGAUGGGGUCGAGAUAUUGGUCGAAUGGCGUCGUUGAAGCUCCUGGAAAUCCCACGUUUCCCUGGCAAUAUCUUGCUGGAGGAAUAGAAGAGGAACUUUACUUUCGCCGACAAUGCGUCCUCAACACGAUCACCGACCUGCAAGCCCACUUCCUCCGUGCCUACGGAGCUCUCGAAGACGCGACAGACGACGCCUACCCUUCCGCCGCAGCAACAACAUCCACAUCUGCAGCCACGACAACCACGACAACAACCCCCCAACCCAGACCCCCGUUCUCCCUGCCUGCCACCUCUACCACCAUUCACCCCCGCCACUUUCAAUGCCGCUACGGCUUCGCCAACUCCAGCGCCUGCGACGUCUUCCAUCUAGGCCAAAUGACGCGCUUCUUCGCCUUACGCACCAAGACCAUCUUCCUCGGCUCCACUCUCAUUGACGACCCGGAUUUUCUUCUCCCGCUGGAUGAUGAAGACCACGAUAACGAAGAAGCUGAUGACGAUGAUGCGAACCUCACAGCCGAUCACCCACCAACUCCCAUCCCACAACAACAACAACAACACCAAACAAAUAUAGCCACACUCCUCGCCUCCCUCAAACAGUGCCCGGACUACCAGAUCGACACCAACCACACGGGCUGCGGCAUCCGCCGCCGCUUCCUGCCGCCCCUGGACUGCAUCGAGCGAUUCGUCGGCGACGCCCGCGGCCUGCUGGGCGUAGAUCUAGCGCCACCGUCAUCGUCAUCGACAUCGCCCUCCUCCUACUCGCAGGGUAGUGGCUGGGCCGCGACGACGCGGUGGACUGUGACUCCCGGGUCGUGGGCGAACCGGUCCCGCCCGCGCGCGUUGGUGCUAGACGUGCAUUUGUCGCGGAUCAAUGCCAUUCCCGUGCUGGCGCGUGGCGGUGGGAGAAAGGUCGAGCGAGGGGUCCGGGUGGGCAGUUCGCAGGAGGAGAAUGCGAGGUUGCUGUUCACGGCGCGGAGGAGGAAUUGGGAGGCGUAA